AUGGCCACCUCGACGACGAAUCUCAAUGGACAACACUCCAGAAGCCCGUCAGCGUCGACCAGCAACGGCGACGAUAAACCAGGACCAUCGACAACAAACGGCGUGGCAUCACCAGUGGAUUCCGAUGAUCCAGUCGAGCGACUACAGAAGGAAUUGGAGAAGACAAGGGAAGAGAAGGAUGCUUUGGCUGAACAGUACAACACCUUGCUAGCAAGGCUCACAGAUAUGCGGACGAAACUGGGUACAAAGCUCCAGCAAGACGCUGAAGAAUUAGAUCGUCGCGAACAGCUGAUACAGACAUUAACUGCUCAAAAUGACGACCUCACUGCGACUCUUGAAACUCUGAAAGAGGAACUGGUGACCUCUCAUGCCGAGGCAGAUCGUACAUCCAGAGAACUAGACGCCCUCCGGACGCGUGCUCUCCAUGACAAUGCCCAAGAAAGCUUACAGCGAGAACGGGAGCUCAGAGAAGCUCAAUUGGAACUAGAGAAAUGUCGGAUGGAGCGAGAUGAAUGGGAACGAAUGGCAAUGCAGGAGAAGGCCAUCGCGGAGGAUGCAAAGUCGACAAUAGAUGGCCUACAGCGCGACUUGGACUUGGAACGAGAAGCAAGAGAGAGGGAGGCAUCUUUGCUCGAAGAGGAGCGAGAAAAGUCGGCCAAUCUACAGUCUGUCCUACUGGACUUCCAAUCCGCCAAGGAACACGAACUGAAACAAGCUGUGAAGGACUAUGAGGCACAAGUUCUGCAGGUUACGCAGUCGCUAGCAGAGUAUAAACAUCGAGCCCACACCGCGGAGUUGAAGCUAGAAGAAAACAAUACUGACAUCACCAGGACGCAAGAGCUCGAGAAGGAACUGAAGGAGAAGAAUCUUCUAAUUGGGAAGCUGAGACACGAAGCUGUCAUCAUCAACGAGCAUCUCGUCGAGGCACUCCGGCGGCUACGAAAGAACUCGAGCGAGACCAAUGUCGACAGGCGCCUGGUAACAAACGUGGUCCUGUCCUUCCUCACCACCCCUCGCGCCGACAGCAAGCGAUUCGAGAUGUUGAACCUUCUCGCGUCUAUACUUCAAUGGACAGACUCGGAACGGGAAAAGGCUGGUCUUCAGCGGCAGGGAGGCCCUGCUCUAUCACCUCCGGCGACGGGCUUCUGGGGACGUUCGCUUUCAUCAGGCCCAAUGCACUCGCCCUCGAGGAGUCCAGAACUACCGAAGUCCGAUGAAACAGAGUCGUUCUCCCGCUUGUGGGUUGAAUUCUUGCUGACCGAAGCAAGCGGGGAUUCCGCAUCGAAGAACGACGCACCAGCACCGACCACCAGGAACGGAUCUUUGCCCAACACGCCUACAUCGACGACAAUACCCUUGUCUCCUCCAUCGAAUGCGCGUCGGUUACCCUCAGUGAGCUCAACAAACUUACCCGGCCUUACGAGUGCCAGUAGGAAGGGCAAGGAGAAGGAAGUUCCUCCUGGCUCGUAG
Molecule: messenger RNA, 1470 nt
Organism: Coprinopsis cinerea okayama7#130
Lineage: Eukaryota; Fungi; Basidiomycota; Agaricomycetes; Agaricales; Psathyrellaceae
Exons: 6
Coding region: 1-1470 (489 amino acids)
Biological process (GO): endoplasmic reticulum to Golgi vesicle-mediated transport; Golgi organization
Cellular component (GO): Golgi apparatus
Molecular function (GO): small GTPase binding
Source: RefSeq, a predicted model, not a curated record